GGACGUAGAUGAUUUCAAUUUCCAUUGAAAACUCACAGUAGUCAUUACUCAAUCAACCCACUGCAAUAAUCAUGGAGCGUGUGCGUUGACUGCUGCUGAUCUGAUCUCCACGAGGAAAACCCAGUUUUCAAAACGAUUUUUUUUGGAAUCUUCGAUCCGAUUCGAUCGAUUUCAUCGACAGUGUUGCUGGAAAGAGGAAACUUCGAAGGAUUUUGCUUAUUUGAUCGCUGUUAUUGAGACUCUGUAACUUCGGAUUUCAUUUUCGACCCAAGAAGAAGGAAGAGCAAAACUCGACAGUAUUUUCUCAGGCGGGACACCGUAGAAACAAAAAAAAAUAUCAAUAAUGGUGCAGAAGCUGGAAUUGAUCAAGGGAGGAGGAGGAUCCAUCAAAAUAGGAACAACAGGAACAGUGGCUGCCCUAAUGACACGAGAGCUAGACGCCAUGGAGAGAACUCCACCUCAGACAGCUCCCACGUCGAGAUCCAACAGGACAAUCCCCGUCUCAGUAGAUUGUGUUCCAUCAUCUUCCACUCCUAGAAGAGCACAAGCUAGGAAACCAUCGGAUGAAGCAAGCAGUAGCGUAAAUCCUGUCAGAACGCCAAAGGGUUACCACCCGAAAAGCACUCAUAGCUUUCCGAUGCUCGGCUCUGACAAUGUCUCGUUGCACGGGACCCCGAGAAGAGAGAAGAGAACUAACAUUGUGGAGAUCGUGGACGUGAAAUGUGGAAACCCUGAUCGAGCUUGGGCAAACCCAAUAACUAGCAAGCUCAAGAAGCUCGGAUUCUCGAAACUAUCAGAGAAUUCUGCUUAAGCUCGGAUUCUCGGACAUCAGAUUGGCUGUAAGUUCUGUAAGAUGAGAUGACAUUCUUGGGGUGUGGAUCUUUUUCACAUAUGUGAUGUUUUGGGUUUGGUUUUGGUUUCCACAACUGUGAAUUCGAUUAAACCGAACAUCAAAUGUAAUAUUGGUUUGGUUUGUAUAAACCGAGCUUCAUGUCACAUCUUAUAAACUUGUUUUAAUCA
Molecule: messenger RNA, 1020 nt
Organism: Tarenaya hassleriana
Lineage: Eukaryota; Viridiplantae; Streptophyta; Magnoliopsida; Brassicales; Cleomaceae
Exons: 2
Coding region: 344-811 (155 amino acids)
Source: RefSeq, a predicted model, not a curated record